UGGAGUUGGUUGGUAGAACUGCCUUAAAGAAGUCCGUUUGAAUAGUGAUGUCCACGGUGAGGCGGCGGUGGUACGCGUUAACGAUAUUUUUCAUCCUUUAACUGUGCGACAAGAACGACAAGAGGAAUUUGAAGUAUUGUGGAAUCAUGUUCCACGAUAAGAAGAGCGUUGAUCGCCACGUGCAGGAGAUUUUACGUAAGCUGAAGACGGAAAAUGAGAGGAACUUGAGAUGUUACAAUAUUGCUAAACUUUAUUACCAAGUUGGUGAUUACGAAUCCGCCAGGAGAUACGUGUCAUGUUACCUAGAAGUGCGAGAAGAUUCAGCUAGCGCACAUAAAUUAUUAGGUCAAACCCUCGAGGCUCUUGGUCAGAAGGAAGCUGCGUUAGCAGAAUAUAAAUGCUCCCUUGAAAUUGAUGGCAAACAAGACGAUUUAGUCUUGAAAGUUUGCGAGAUUCUGGCAGAUACAGAUGUAGGGAUGGAUGUGAGCAGAGCCAGAUAUUGGCUGGAAAGAGCAGACAAACAGUUCCCACAUCAUUCUGUUGUAUUUCAGCUGAAAGAAAAAUUACUAACUGUAGAUAGACCAAAUGAUAACACCGAAGAUCUUGAAGCACUUAUAGCAUCUGAAUUGUCAGCCAGACCAAAAGAUGUAUCAUUGCGUGUCAAAUUAUUGCACCAUUACAUGGUGAAAAACAGGCUUGAGAAUGGAUACAAACAUGCAAUGGGUGUGGAAUCAACCUUUACCUUUAGGGAUAAUAUCACAUGGUAUCAAACAAUUUGUGAAUUACUUGGAAAAUGCAAAGACAGCAAGUCGUCUGAUUGGACUUUCUGGGUGCUAUAUAUUUCAGCUCUUGAAAGGUUCGCUGCUCUGUCUCUUAAAGAACAGGGCGAUGGACCAAAGAAAUCAAUCCCCGAAGCUGCACAAGCAGUAUUGAAUUUCGACCAGAACUUGACAGAAGCAGAGCAUCAUAAGAAACUGUCAAACGAUCCAACUUUUGCUGAACAUAUGUUUGGGCACAUGUGGGGUCAAUUACACUUACAUUUAGCAUGUUUGAUGCUCCGAAAAACUAAGCGUGAGCAUCAGAGUUGGAGUGAAGCAGGCCGGUUGUGCUCUCCGCUUCUAUUAUGUGCUCUACAUACCAAUCCACCUGACCCUACUGCACUUUGGGCCACAAAACUGAAAGAUCAGCGCAGAGCUCAAGUUAACCUAUGGUAUCGAGAAGGAUCUUACAGAUGCAGUCAAGCUGGACACAUACUUCAAGACUAUGCAAGAAAUGAUACAAAAAGAUUUUUAGACAAAAUUGACAAAUUUUGUACUGGUGCUUGGAGGGAACGAGUUUAUCAGAGAAUAUUUGUAAGUCGUGUGCAACAGCAAUUGAUGAAGAGCUCCUACUUUGCCAAUCAUUCUACUCCAAAUCCUCCACUUAGGCUUUGCACAUAUAACGAGCUGAAACAUCAUGACGAAGUCUCAGAAGAAGUUUGGCCAAGCUCUUUGCACCAUCAAGUUUGGUUGGGCAUCAAACAUCGGCUACAUCAUAAUAAUCACAACAACUUUAUUGGCCCUCACCCUCAUCAAUAUUGUCACAUAUUUCCCGAAUUACAGUUUUCUGUCUACAAUCUGAACCAUGCAGGAGCUGACAGUUUGAGUCGGCUAGAUAUCGAUGCAUUUUUGAAUGCUGCAGUUUUGUGCGCCUCUGUCAUUGUGGAGGAUCAACAACGGAGUGGGUUCUGGAGUCCCGACAGGCUGCCAACUCUACCAGCUGACAUCACCAACUCACUUUGUAGCAGUACUCAAGAGAAGUGGUGGACAGCAGCAUAUAAGAUGUAUCGAGACCAGGAAGGAGUUGGAAGUGAGAUUGGGGAAAUAAGACAAAUAUUACAACAUGGUCUUGAGGUAGUUCGUUGCAUAGACAAUCAUGGAUUACAUCCAUGUCUCUUGGUCCAUUUGGCGCGUAUCUUCCAUCACAGAGUUAAAGUGAUGAAAGAAAAGAAUGAAGAACACAGUGAUAUCCCAGCACUGGAGGCUCGCUGUGAACUUUAUUGGUCUGCAGCUGUUCCUCUGUUAGAGAGACUUCAAAAUAAUCAGGCUAUACGUACUACAGCUACGAAAUUGUUUGAUUAUCAGGGGAAGGACAUGAACAACGUGGAAUUAACAAACGCUUUGGAAGAAGGUAGAUUGUUAUUAGCUCAGAAAUAUCAACGAAAUAAACAAUAUGAGCAAGCAAUUGAAGCGUUAAGAGCAUUAAAAUGCCCUGAGGCCUCUUUCCAGCAAGCUCAGAUCUAUAAAACACUUGCUGAUGAGCUCGUUAGUUCAUUACCUAGGGAAAGCUUAACAUCAGAAAUGCGUUCACAGCAUAUUAUCAUGUUGUCAAAAGCUCGAGAUUGCUUUUAUUUAACUCUAGAUCGUUUACGCAGUCCAGGUACCAAUCCGAAACACCCACUAGAUUCAGAGCUUUGCCAACAUAUUUCUGGAAUUGAAAAUGAACUGAAACGCAUUGAUCCUGAUUUGUGGCGUAAUGAUCUCAACAGGAAUGAGUGCGAUGAAUUGUCUGAUGAGAGCUACUCAUCUGCGCAUAGUGGGGAUCACGCUGUUAUAAAUACUUCUUACGGUCCAAGCAGUAAUGUUCACAAAUCUAAUACACCCCAGAGGGCUACGCACCGGACACCAAAUCAGUCUAGCACACCUUGCAAGCCCCAACACCAAGACAUCUUGGAAUUGUCACGCAAUCGAACUGAAGCAAGACCGAGUCCCGAGCGCUUAGAUGCUCAAAUUCGUCAAUUGAUACACUCUAGGGACAAUGGUAUACAAACGAUAAUGGAUCAAAUGAAAGCUCUUUCAGAGACAGAUAAAGUAGUGCUAGAACAACUGAAGGAAUUGAAAAAAGAUAUAGCGGAACAACUGAAAGAAUUAAAGAAAGAAGUAGCGGACUUACGAAAAGAGACUCAAAAGCAACGUUCAGUCAAUAAUCCAAGCCUUGCAUCUCUAAUCCCAAAUCCCGAAGAAGAUUUGUGUGUAUUAGGUGAGGAAGACUAUGGAGACUUGAGUUAUGGUCCGGCUGUAGCCCCCCAACCACCAGGACCAGCUCCAGCAUUUGCUGCAAAUAUGUUUUCACCUACACCAAGGCAUCCAGCUUAUUCUACGCUCGUGUAUCCUCCUGCAGCACUGCAAGGAUAUUAUCAAGGCACAUUACCAUUCAGUGAUCCUCCUGCACAUAUUCCAACGUUGUAUCCACCCAGCGUGUACCCAAUGCCUGCUUUGUAUCCUCGGCCUCCAGUUGAUCAGAAAAUUGGUGCAAUGCCGAAAAUACUGGAUAAUAUAAUUCAGCAAGGAAUUUUCACUCCUAGAUUGCCGAGUCAGGUGCCUGAUUCAAUUUCUGUACCUGAUCAAUCGCUACCAAUUCAAGGACAGAGGCUGGAUACUGCAAAGAAUGAUAACACUAUCGUCAAUGAUAUUGCUCCUACCAAGGCUCCACCAGUUAACGUUGUGAUAACUACUUCAGAUACUUUACCGACAACAGUACCAACCGUUCAACCAAUGUUGAGUGUUACUGUUCCUGCUCACCACAGACUAGGUGGUGGCCCGCCAGCAUCGAAUCUACCACAUAAUUAUCAGAUAUCCAUGCCUUUGCAAGCAACCAUUCCAACUACUGUAAACUUACCACCAUUAUCUACUACCUUGACAACAACCAUUCCAACAAAUUUGGCCGUUACCGAAAAGUCCAGCGGAAAUGCAAGCAUCUUGUCAACUAGUGUAACUAACAGUUCGAACGAGUCGUAUUCACAAACUGGGCAUGAAUCAAUUCGUGACUUCGCUCCGAUUGUGUCGUUACCUGCUGAUAUUGAAAUAACUACUACAGCAUCCAGCAGUACCAAUGUAGCACAAAGAACUUCCGAUUCAAAACCUACUGGAUUCACAUUCAUCAAAACUAUGCAGACUGAUCUAACUCCUGCAUUUUCAUUUGGGAAACCAACCUUGCCAGCCGUCGCUGCUGUAAAUGUGCCUAAUGUGAUCAGUAUUCCCAAUCAACCUCUGGCGUUAACUAUUCCAUCUCUAAAGAAAUCAAAUGAUACAGAAACUCCAAUAACUGGUAGUACGUCACCAAUUACAUUAUUCCCCCCCCGGACGCCACUCAGGCGCCCACAUGCUCCUGCACCAGCUACUUUGGUAGCAGCAGUCACUACUGGUAAAUCACCUGAGAAAUCUCAUCAAAGUUUUGACCAGAAUGUAAUCAAAGACCCAGAAGAUAAAGUAGACGAAUUUGUCCCAACUGCUGAAUUUUCUCCUGUCAUUGCUCUACCAGAUAUUGUGGAGGUAGUUACUGGUGAAGAAGGGGAAACUGUUCUAUUUCAAGAACGUGCAAAAUUGUUACGGUUUGACAGCGACUCCAAACAAUGGAAGGAAAGAGGAAUUGGUCAAAUGAAGAUUCUACUCGACCCGGCUACAGGAAAAGUUCGCUUGUUAAUGCGUAGGGAACAGGUUCUUAAAGUCUGUUGUAAUCAUUUGCUUCUGACUGAAAUAAAGUUUUCAUUUAUGACUGGAAACAAUAAGGCUGUUAAUUGGUGUGCUCAAGAUUAUAGCGAAGGAGAAGUUGUUCCAGUAAUGUUUGCAAUUCGUUUCAAAACAGCUGAUCAGGCAUCAGAAUUCUACAAUGUGUUGACUAAUCAACAAAAGAAAAUGGUUAAUGAUCGUAUUCCUACAGAGGUAGUGCCACAAAAAACGACAGAUAAAAAUGUGAAAGAACAACCAAAAGAGGUCAAAGCUGAGAGUAAAGAAAAUAAGUCAUUGGCAGAAAUGUUUAAACCUGCGGUUGGUUCUUGGGAAUGUGGAGCAUGUUACACUAGAAAUGAUGCAACGAAAAGUAAAUGUUUGGCAUGCGAAUCACCUGCUCCAAAUGCCAUUAAAACGAAUGUUAUAAAAUCACCUGCGACUGCUGAACAACCCAUCCCAGGCACUGCAUCAUUAGAUGUCAAGUCCGCAGCGACUGGUCCAAGUACUAUUUCAUCUGACAAAGUGCCGCUUUCACAGCUUUUCAAGCCUAGCACUGGGUCCUGGGAUUGCAAGGACUGUUACGUUGUUAAUAGUGCAACGAACAAUUAUUGUGUUGCUUGUGAUUCACCCAAGGAUCCAUCCAUGCCACCUAAACCGAAAACUAGUGGUUUCAAUAUCACAAGCUCCUCUGCAUCGGCACCAUCGUUUUCAUUUGGUAUUUCACAAACUGCGCCAAAAGAUCCUGCUCUUAGUUUUACCUUUGGUGUACAUAAAUCUGAUGCUAAAGCUGCUGGUGAUGCGGCAAAGACCCCUACCGGGUUUUCGUUUGGAACUCAGAAUCUGAAUAGCAGUGCUACUUUUACUUUUGGGACUUCUCAAAAUUUGGGAGUAGCACAAAAUCACGAAAAACCGUUCCAAUUUGGAUCACCAGGAAAGUUAUUUGAUUUCCAGUUUCAACCUAAAUCUCCUGUGAAGUCACCAGGUGGCGAUGAAACGAGCGAAGAAGAAGUUGUUGAGAGUGAGGACGUGUAUUUCCCUCCAGUUAUUCCACUACCUGAUAAAGUUGAAGUGAAAACUGGUGAAGAAAAUGAGGCUGUACUGUACAGUCACAGAGCUAAACUAUUUAGAUACGAGUCUGCUACCAAGGAGUGGAAAGAGCGUGGACUGGGUGACAUAAAACUUCUGAAGCACAGAGAGACCGGAAAACUCCGCUUAUUAAUGAGAAGAGAUCAAGUACUGAAGUUAUGCUUAAACCAUGUCAUUACUCCAGACAUGGAAUUCACUUCUAAAGAUGACAAAACCUGGUUAUGGUAUGCUGCUGAUUACAGUGAGGGUGAUAUUUCUCAUGAAAAUUUCGCGUGCCGAUUCAAGACUGCUGAAAUAGCACAAGAGUUUAAGACUGCUAUCGAUAAUGCCAAAGGAUUUGUUAAGACGCCUGCUGACAAAUCUGCACCAAAGACAAUUACAAAAUCACCAGAAACCAUUAAAAAGAAUUUGUUUGGUUGUUCCGGUUCUUCCGGUUCUUCGUCAGAUGUUGAAAUUGUUUAUGAAAAAACAGUUACAGAGGAAGAAAAAGCUGCAGCAUUGAAACUCAAGUUGCCAGAAAACUUUUAUGCUUACAAAAACAUGCCUGACUGUCCUGGGUGCAUAGGUUGCAGAGAUCCAGACCCAUCUAAAAUUGGUGAAAAUACCGAGAUAUCAAAGCCAGUUAUCAGUCCACCCAAAUUUGAGGUUGAAAAAUGGCCUGUUGGUACCGGUGUAAUGCCUUCUAAAUCUACUUUGUUUGUUACUCCUAAUUCCACCACAGCGUCACCUCAUGUCGCAACAUCAGCGACUAGUCUUCCUGGUCUCGAAGAAUUAAAGACAACAUCUUCAAACUUGACAAGUAGCAGUACACCGACAUCAACUAACUCUGCAAGCACACUUCCUUUGUUUGGCAAGCAAGUAGGGAACGUGUUCAGAGGUAUUAGCUCCACUACAAGUUUACCAAGCGUGACACCACCCGCACUUGGAAAUGUUUUUUCGCCCAAAGUUACUUUAUCUUUUGAAACACCUGCAACAAGUAAUCCGAUUUUUGGAGAAGGUACAUCAAUGGCGACAACAACGUCUCAGGCUUCCGAACUAUGUGGUUUUACAUUUCGUCCCCCACCUAAUCAAACAAAUCCUAUUGUUACCUCCACUGUGCAAAUCUUGGGGUCUGGUACAGGUAGUGCUAAUGUUUUUUCUUUCGGUGAUUCAUCUGAAAAGACAGCAGGAUCUGGCACUGAUGCAAAACCCUUCGAUAACUUGAAAAUUUGUAGCCCUGCCAGCUUUGUAACACCAACAACGUUACCAACAUCUAAUAUCUUUUCUGGCUCAGGAAAUCGAGGGUUUGGCAAUAAUAUUACUCCUACACCAUCUAUAUUUGAUGGGACUAAGUCAGCAACACCAGGUUUUGGUACCACUACUGUAUUCGGCAAUACUCAAAAUCUUGCAAACAACUCAUUUAUCAAUUUUGGUACCGGUGCUCCGAAAUCUAUUACUGUAGCAACAGGUACAACAUCAUCUUCCGAAACAGAUAAAACUCAGAUACUCAAAGGACUGUCUAACGAGUCGACAACAAAUUUAAAAACAUUUUCUUUUCUACCAACUGAUAAUGCUGCAAGUUUUUCAACACUUGCUGCCAACGCACCACAACAACCAGCCUUUCAAAAAGAUCCGAACUUUUCAUUUGAUGGAGCGGGCACCUCAGUAUUUGGCAAUAAAAAACCAGUGAACACUAAUGCACUUCAAUCUCAUCCUCCAAAGGAAGAUACAACAGGAAAGAGUAAAGAUGAUGACGAAGAGGUGGAGGAAAAUGAUAAUGGUGAAGAACAUGAUCCACACUUUGAGCCAAUAGUACCUCUACCAGAUGCCAUUGAAGUGCGCACUGGAGAAGAGGAUGAAGAAAAAGAAUUUUGCCAACGAGCUAAACUCUACAGAUAUGUUAAUGCUACCAAAGAAUGGAAAGAAAGAGGUGUCGGUGAAAUGAAACUGUUGCAUCAUGUUGAACAUGGGACUUACCGUCUUCUGUUGCGUAGAGAACAAGUUCACAAGGUAGUCUGUAACUUGUUAUUGACAGCAGAUCAAGAAUUUCGCACACUUAACAGCUCUGAUAGAGCUUGGUGCUGGGCUGGGAUGAAUUAUGCAGAGGAUGAACCUGCGCUUGAGGAACUGGCAGUUAAAUUUAAAAAUUCGCACCUCGCAGCUGAGUUCAAGGAGGCCAUUGAUAAGGCGCAGCUUGAAUUGCGAAACAAACAAAACAUCAGCCAAGAAAAUAAGUACCAAGAGUCAGUAGAACCACCAGAAGAUGAAAAUGAAGACGAAGAUGAAAAUGAAGAUGAAAAUGAAGACGAAGAUGAAAAUGAAGAUGAAGAUGAAGACGAAGAAGACGACGAAGCGUCAUAUUCAAUAAUGUUUGAAAAAAGAGCGACGUUAUUAGCACAAAAAAAUGAGGAUUCAGCAUGGCAAAAUGUUGCCAUGGGUGAUUUGAAAGUUCUUUUUGAUUCUGAUAUUUUUGGUGCCAGGAUUGUUCUUGAAGCUGAUACCACAGGAGAGAUAGUCAGUAAUACAGUAAUCAGUAUUCAAACUGAAAUGCAGGUAAACGAAAAGGAAUGCACAUGGUCGGCAAUAGAUUAUGCUUUAGAAACACCUGUGAAACGGAAUUUGAAAGCAAUCUUUUCAUCAUUACCUGUUGCCCGAGAAAUGUUUACAGUCUUUGAAGAGGGGCAAGGUUUUGCCAGAGAGUCUGAAAUCCUAGAACCGGAGUACUACAUCCCUGAGGAUGAAUAAAAAGUUUUAACAUUAGAAUUUUGGGCAUUUUCUAGUAAUGCUAUAGUCAAUCAUGAACUGAAAACACUUCCUCAAUUUACAUUGAGUUUUUGAAGUUUGUAGAUUUAUUUUAUGAUAAAAUUAUUUCUUACAUUGUUUGAGUAAUACAUUGAUAAAUGAUUUAAGGUUGUAUGAACUCUUUGUGCAUGGAAAUUGUUUUAAAAAUCAACACAUAGCUGGUUAUUAAAUCUGAAACUUAUUUCUAAUAAACGACUAAAUAUUAUAGUCUCACCGUCAAGAUCAGCCUGCCUCAAUGUUUUCAUAUCUGAAGAAACAGCGUAUAAUCACACAUUUCUUUAUUGGAAACGAAAAUUCUUCACAAAUGUAAAUAUAUAAAUUCAAAACUGA
This is a messenger RNA of Diprion similis, 8684 nucleotides long. Its product is annotated as E3 SUMO-protein ligase RanBP2-like. Gene Ontology annotation, biological process: intracellular transport. The record is from RefSeq and is a predicted model, not a curated record. Gene Ontology annotation, molecular function: protein binding; GTPase activator activity. Lineage: Eukaryota; Metazoa; Arthropoda; Insecta; Hymenoptera; Diprionidae. The transcript has 24 exons. Bases 147 to 8297 code for a protein of 2716 amino acids. Gene Ontology annotation, cellular component: cytoplasm; nuclear pore.